AUGUUGCAGUAUGCGCUGAAGCAUUGGGAUGCAAUUGAUGCAGUGACACAGUGUCGCGACUUGGGAUUGAGAGCCUUUGAGAUGACAGACAAUGAGUGGCGCAUUGUCGAGCAAUUGUGCAAUGUGUUGAAGAUCCUCAAGGACGCCACAUUGUUCUUUUCUCGGUCAACACAAAGCCUUGCAAUGGUGAUACCUGCGAUGGAUCUCAUUAACGAGACCCUUGCUACACAUAUGCUCAACAAUGCCCUCCUUCCCUCAAUUCGCGCUGCUGCUGGACUUGCCAAAAGAACAUUAAAUCGAUACUACCAGCUCACCGAUAGUUCAGAUGUUUACCGCAUUGCAAUGAUUCUCCACCCGCGACACAAAUUGUCUUAUUUUAAAUGUGCUAAGUGG
This is a messenger RNA of Suillus paluster, 393 nucleotides long. RefSeq lists its product as uncharacterized. The transcript is spliced from 3 exons. The annotation marks the transcript as partial. NCBI's taxonomy places the organism in Eukaryota, Fungi, Basidiomycota, Agaricomycetes, Boletales, Suillaceae. The record is from RefSeq and is a predicted model, not a curated record.